UUGAUGUCUAUCUCCUCCAGUGCGCAUCUAAAGUGCACUGGUAGUGUUAAAAAAAGUGUACUAUUCUGGAAGCUACUUUCCAUUAAGGUUAAGAUAUAUCCAACUAGACUGCUCAAAUAUAGCCUAUCGGAGUGACUCACCAGGGAUGUAUUCUAGCCUAUGUGUGCCAUUCUAACUUGAGUAACGUUUAGGCAUUGGUUCAAAGUUUUUUUUUUAUAUGAGCGGCUGAACAUUGGGCAACACAAGCCAGGUCGACAAAGUUACCUAAAUAAAAAUGUCCUCGACUCUCAGCUCCCCAUCGCUGAACAACAGCAGCCUUUUCACUGCGAGCUACGAGAGGACGGACCUCACCGAGGCGCAAAGACACAUCAGCAUGCUUCUCUUCGGCUUGUGCGUCGCCAUCGCCGCUGCUACCUUCGUGGGAGGUGUGUAUUCUCUCAUCUUUUUCAUCCAGAUGAGGUGGAAAACCAUCCUGUGGCUCAUCGUGGCUUCAAUGUCCGUUGACGACUUGCUCAGCGUAAUACCUCUCUCCCUCUUUAUGCUCCUCCAGUGGGAGAGAGAUGGAGAGGGAGGGUCGGUGACCAUAUGCACUUUAUCGGGACUUCUCUAUGUGUUCCAAGGACUCUCCAGCAAUAUGAAGGCUUGCCUUAUCGCAGGCUACACCUUUUACGUUACUAAGCGAGAAAGAAGUCCUCGACCGUUACGCGUGAUGUGGGCGAUAGCCGGGGUGUGGGUAGUCAGCCUGGCCGUCAGUGUACUACCCCUGUGCGGCUGGGGGAGUUUCACCCCGGUCUCUCUAGGCUGUUUCCCAGAGAGCCACAGUUUUUACGUUCUGCUCCUUUUCUCUUUGUACUCCUUGUGUUUCUGCGGAUUGGUCUUAUUCUUCGUUCCUCUCACCUACCAACUACUGUGUUCCAGGGAGCCACAGAGGACGUUCAACCCGAGCUACUUGGAUAUAGCCAGGGAUCUGAGAUGGGACGGGUCUGCGCCUCUCUGCGACCUCCCGUCCUUCUCUCGGGAUAGCUUAGACAGAAGUUUCAGUGCCUACAACGAGCUGUGUCCGGUUGGGUCGGGGAAAGGGCUAGGGGUGCGGGGCACAGUGGAAACAUAUACCUGCCCAACCCCUGCCUCUGACGGUGUACUGAGGGAUGGAACCAUCAGUAACUGGGAAUCUCCGGUGUUCUUUGCACAAAAGCGCUUCUCCAUGAUCCUAGCGGUGGUGAGAGUUGUCUUGUGGAUGCCGAUGAUGACUCUGGUGCUCGUGCGUCAUGCUGUGAACGAGCGCAGCUCGUCCCUGGAAGCGGUGGAAACGGUGAGCUUCUUCCUGACCCUGCUGGCGCCUGCGGUCACGCCGGUGUUCAUGCUCUCCGAGCGCUGGAUCCACCUUCCGUGCGGGUGCUUCAUCAACUGCCGGCAGGACACAGAGCGCGAGCCCACCGCAAAGAAGAGGAGGUUUGAGUUUAACCUCUCCUUCCAACAAGGAUACGGAAUAUACAAGUUAUCCCACUCAAACAAACCCCACCACAGCCCGUCUGUCGAGAAGGCUUCCUAUCAAAACAUCUUCAACUUCACAGAAAACCAACUUGCUGUGCUGGACAGCUCCGAUGUCGCGAGCCUGCAGGCCGAGCUCGAGUUCAUGACCCCACGCGAAGUAGACAGCUCCUACCUGCACGAGCAUGGCGAGCUGCUUCUCGAGGCGGAGGCAGGUGGGGGAGAGGCCCUCGCGCUGGCAGACUGCCUCCAGUUUCCUCACGGUAACCACGGAGACCAGGACAGCUUCUUCUGUGGGCCCAGCUCCCGGGACUGCGAGGACCUCAACCUCACUGACACGUCGUCGGUGUUCGAGGGAACGGAACGGAGACUGUCGCAUGUAGAGUGCAGAAAAAUGGAGCUGACGGACUGGGAGUGGUGUAGGAGUAAAUCAGAGAGGACCCCCAGACAGAGAUCUGGGGGAGGUCUGGCCAUCCCUCUGUGUGCCUUCCAGGGCACCGUCUCCCUGCACUCCCCCACAGGGAAGACCCUCUCCCUCUCCACCUAUGAGGUCAGCAGCGACGGCCUCACUAUCUCCCCCCACGCCGCCAAGAAGGUGGAGGUCUACCGCUCCAAGUCUGUAGGCCACGAGCCCAGUGCAGAUGACCCCACCACCGGGGGCCCGGCCGGGGGAGUGGGGAUGGAGAUGGAGGUGGGAGAGGUGGCAAUGGGGGACACAAACGUGAAGAUCCACCUGGAGGUGUUGGAGAUCUGUGACAACGAAGAGGCCACGGACAGCGUGUCCAUCAUCUCUAACAUCAGCCAGUCGUCCUCCCACGCCCGCUCCCCGUCGCUGCGCUAUUCUCGGAAGGAGAACCGCUUUGUCUCCUGUGACCUGGGGGAGACAGCCUCAUACUCACUGCUCAUCCCCAACAGUGGAAACCCCGAGGCGGACAACAUCAACAUCAACAUCCCUGACACGGUGGAGGCCCACCGGCAGAACAGCCGCAGACAGACACAGGAGACGGGAGGCUACCGCGAGGAGAUACAGCUGCUCAACGAAGCCUACAGGAAGCAGGAAGAGGACAGAGAAGACUGAUACACACACACACAGGAAGCAUGAAGAAGACAGAAAAGACUGAUACACACACACAGGAAGCAGGAAGAGGACAGAGAAGACUGAUAACCAGACAAAGGAAGCAUGAAGAGGACAGAGAAGACUGAUACACACACACACAGGAAGCAUGAAGAGGACAGAGAAGACUGAUACACACACACAGGAAGCAUGAAGAAGACAGAAAAGACUGAUACAUCACAGGCAGCAGGAAGAGGACAGAGAAGACUGAUACACACACACACAGGAAGCAGGAAGAGGACAGAAAAGACUGAUACACACACACAGGAAGCAGGAAGAGGACAGAGA
Messenger RNA from Salmo salar (Atlantic salmon), 2893 nucleotides. RefSeq names its product putative G-protein coupled receptor 149. Lineage: Eukaryota; Metazoa; Chordata; Actinopteri; Salmoniformes; Salmonidae. Gene Ontology annotation, molecular function: G protein-coupled receptor activity; neuropeptide binding. Gene Ontology annotation, biological process: neuropeptide signaling pathway. Gene Ontology annotation, cellular component: plasma membrane; neuron projection. The record is from RefSeq and is a predicted model, not a curated record.